Molecule: messenger RNA, 823 nt
Organism: Aspergillus aculeatinus CBS 121060
Lineage: Eukaryota; Fungi; Ascomycota; Eurotiomycetes; Eurotiales; Aspergillaceae
Exons: 2
Coding region: 272-751 (159 amino acids)
Source: RefSeq, a predicted model, not a curated record
GUACUAUGAACUAAUUCCCCGAAUGUGAAGUAUGCGGCGUCGAUAGCCGUUGGUGAUUCAGGAUCUGACGUGGCGCCGCCUGAUUUGUGGACACGCUCUCUGCCGAUGCAUUUUCCUGCGUCAGGUGCUGAGCGCGUAGAGCAGGCGGCACAAGAGACAUUUAAUGCGCUCCUUGCCCUUGCUUUUUUUUCGAUUGUCUUCCUUCUUCUCUCUCAUUCUUAUAUGGACUCUUGAGUGAGAUAUCGGUGUUGUUUAUUCUUCGUUCGCCGGGAUGACUUUGCGGAAGUCGGCUCUAUAUCUCUAUCGCGUCGAGAGCGAUCAGUCGAGGGGUCAAAAGGUUAGGAGUGGCGGUAUUGAGUCUGAGGGACGCCACUGGGUCGCAUUUCGACCUCAAAGCAGGAGACAAAGGGUGGAGUUGAGGGAUGAACUGUGGGCGCACCUGGAUUGGAGGAACCGAGAGCCGACAGCAUUCGUUUCGGCUUCGCAGGACCGAGACUGGGCGAUCAACCAAGCCGAGAGACGUGCGCGUGACGGAGAGACGAAUGUCAGGGUGUACGUGAUUGAGGUGCCCCGUCUGGGAGUGUAUAAAUCCCGAUCCGAGUGCUGGGUGACCGUUAUGAAAUUGGAUGCAUGGCUCGAGGUGGCCAACUCCAAACUUCCUGAUUAUGCUGACUUCCCGUCCUCGGCAAAUGAAUAUCUGUUCCUUCAUGAUAUCCCAGAGGACUUUAUUGUUGACACUUGGUCGUUUUGAUGUUCUGGUGGUUGGAGAUGAGGUGGAGGAAUGGUGCCUCGGCGGAAUGCAGUCCGUUUGUUGAUGUCAGUA